Adineta steineri is the source of this 1869-nucleotide messenger RNA. Lineage: Eukaryota; Metazoa; Rotifera; Eurotatoria; Adinetida; Adinetidae. The record is from the annotation of a GenBank genome assembly.
GAAAUAAUCUUGGAAAUUGACUUUAAAGAUCAAGAUAUAAAAGAUUUUACUACUUAUUAUCGUAAACAUAUUGUUGGUAAUGUUGCUGAACAAGCUAUUAUUGAUAAACUUGAACGAGAAUAUCAUCGUUAUGAACCUAUCUGGUGGUGUACAAAUGAAUAUUUUCUUUAUUCAAUGCUCAAUCGAGCAUUGCGUACUAUGCAAAUAGAAACAAUUAUAAAAAUAAGUUUCUUUAUACGUGAUCUUCAUAAAUAUAUUGAUCAAGUUCAUUCUGAAGAAAUUCAUAAUUCAUCGUCAUUAAUUGUAUAUCAUGGUCAAGGCAUAUCACAGAAAGACUUUGAUCAAUUGAAGAAAAUGCAAGAUGGAUUAUUAUCAUUUCAUAAUUUUUUAUUCACUAGUAAAAAUCGUGAUUCGCCUUUGAAUUUUGCACGUCAAACGAUUAUAAAUUCUGAUUUGAUAGGUAUAUUAUUUGUUAUGACAAUUGAUCGUUCUUUAACUUCAACACCUUUCGUUAAUAUUCGUGAUGAUUUAACUAAAGGAGAAGUUCUUCUCUCUAUACAUUCCAUUUUCCACAUUGGUCAGAUCCAACAAAUCGGUACAAAUAAUAAUCGUCUUUGGCAAGUGGAAUUAACUUUAGUGAAUAAAAAUGAUUUAAACCUUGAUGUAUUAAAUAAACGUAUCUUAGACGAAACAAUAUCUUCUAGAAAAGGAUGGUGUCGAUUGAGUGAAUUAUUAAUUAAACAAAAUCAAUUUAAUAAAGCUCGACAAGUAUGUGAUAUAGCAAUGACUCAAACGGAUGAUGAAAAUAAAAAAGCAUUUUUCUAUUAUCAGCUUGGUCUAGUUAAAUUUCAUCAAGAAGAAUAUAAAGAAGCUAGCUUAUUUUAUAAUUCUUCACUUAGAAUUCAUGAAAAAAAUCUUAAUUCUAGCAGUAUUGAUGCAGCUGCAUGUUACAUGGGAAUUGGUUCAAUUCAUGAGAAAAUGGAAAUAUAUUGGAAAGCACUUUCAUUUUUUGAAAUAGCAUUUGGAAUCUACGAGAAAAUUCUGCCGACAAAUAAUCCACUUGUGAUUAAUUGUAUCAAUAAUAUUGGUAGAAUAUGUUAUUUAAUGAAGCGAUAUUCGAAAUCAAUUUUUUAUUAUAAAAAAGUACUUAAAAUUUAUCAAAAUAGUUCAACUUCAAAUCAAUCUGAUGUGGCUAUUGCUUAUAAAAAUAUAGGUUUGGUGUAUGUUAAACGAAAUGAGCAUUCAAAUGCAAUUACAUUUUUUGAGAAAACACUUGCAAUUUAUAAGAAGAUUCUUCCUUCAAAUCAUCUUGAUAUAGCCGAAAUAUAUCAAACUAUUGGUUCUGUAUAUGACAAUUUGUGUGAAUAUACAACUGCGCUUGCAUAUUACGAAAAAGCAUUGAAAAUUUAUGAAGAAACUCUUUCUUCAACUCAUCCUAACUUAGCAUUAUCUCAUAAAAGCAUAGGCUUGAUAUAUUUUCAAAGAAGUGAUUAUUUAAAUGCACUUUCAUAUUACGAAAAAGCACAUGAUAUAUAUGAACAAAUACUUCCGUCAAAUCAUCCUGAUUUAGCAGCUUCUUACAUGCGUCAUGGAUCUGUCUAUGAAAAUACAAAUAGUUUUACAAAAGCACUUUCAUAUUAUAAAAAAGCAUUUGAAAUUUAUCAAAAUAAUUAUCCUAUAAAUUAUCAUGAUUUAGCCAAUGUUUACAAUAAAAUUAGUUCAGUAUAUUUUCAAAUGGGUAAAUAUUCACUAGCACUUUCAUUUUAUGAAUGUGCUCUUGAUAUUGAACAAGAAUUAUCCAAUGGAAAUCAGUCUUCUAUUGAACAAUGGGAUGACAAUCUCGAUAUAAUACAAGAUGAUUGUGAAUGA